Danaus plexippus (monarch butterfly) is the source of this 1281-nucleotide messenger RNA. RefSeq lists its product as uncharacterized. Gene Ontology annotation, molecular function: N-acetyltransferase activity. The record is from RefSeq and is a predicted model, not a curated record. The transcript has 5 exons. Bases 123 to 896 code for a protein of 257 amino acids. Lineage: Eukaryota; Metazoa; Arthropoda; Insecta; Lepidoptera; Nymphalidae.
UAAAUUCUCCUGUUAACAUUCUCUUUCCAAACACCGAAGCGAGCGAUCGUGAAGUGUAAAUAUUAAUAUAUUAAUAAAGUGUGCAGUAAGAGCGAAUUCAGCAUCAAUUCAUCAUACAAAACAUGGAACCAUUCACGACAAACGAUGGAAAAUACAGAAUUGAAUCUCUGUCUACUGAAACAUUUUUGGGUGCCUUAAAAAUAAUUGAAGACGAUUUCUUUAAAGACGAGGUUAUAUCAAUAGCCCUUGAGGUUAAAAAUAAUCCUAAAGCAAUCGAAGAAUUACUGGAAUUGUGCGCAGACGCCGCCCUUGAUUGUGUCUCCGUAGUUGCAGUCGUAGUUGAAACUGGGGAAGUUGCAGCAGUUUUAUUUAAUAAAAUACAGGUUCAAUCAAUGGAUGCUUCAGAAAAACCAUUUUUUGCAAUUUUUGCUGAAGAGCGUUGCACUCAAGCUUCAUCUCGUUCCCUUGUAGAAUUUAUGGCUGAUAUUGAUGGAAGAUGCAAUUUCUUCAACAAGUACAAUGUUGAUUGUAGUUUUGAGCUAAUGUUCUUGGGCACAAAAAGUGGACACAGACGUUGUGGAUUAGGAAAACUUCUCGCACAAUUCUCUAUAAACAUUGCAAGAAAAUAUAAAGACCUAACUAUGACACAACUAUUUGUUAAAGAUCUUGGACCAAAGUAUGCUCAUUUAAUGCCUCAUAAACCUUAUGGUACAUAUCCGAAGAUUUGCCAAGCCAUUAUGACUACAGAAGGCAGCCGAAGAAUUGCAAAGGCUCUGAAAUUUACAGUGCAUUUGACACUGCCUCUUUCAAAAUUUGUUUUCAAUGGAAAAACCUACACUGAACGUAUUGGAGAUGAAUCUUCAUUUUGUGAAGUGGUAGCCCUAGCUUUGUACUAACUAACUUCACGAAAAUCAAAAGUCUCUAAUUUAUGCAUGAUUUUAUGCAUACUUUUAUAAUAAUUAAAGAAAAUAUCGCAUUUGUAAGAACCAAAAUAAAGACCUAAGAUAGUAUUUGUUUGUACAGAUAUCUUUAUUAAAUAUAUUUUAUAUUUCGUUGUCAAAUCUCUUAACAGAAAUUAUAUUCAUAUUUCUAUGUAUAAAACGAGGAUUUAAUUAUUUUUGUUAUGGCAUAAAUUAUAAUUUAAUAAUAUAAGUAUAUUAUGGUCGGUUCAAGCUAAAUAAAUAUAUUUUUGUUGCUUAUAACUUUUGGCCAAAAACGAGGAGAAGAGUUCCGUUACGGGAAAUACCUAGCAAUUUGAUAUUUACAAAACCAUGCUGAAAA